GGCCACUGAAUCAUAUGAGUAGCAGACAAAAUUGUGAAACUCUCUUAUUUUCCCUAGAGCGCUAACCUAAUCCAGGGCAGAGAAGAGAAAAAACAAAGUUAGACUCGUCAGCAAGAGGAGUACAGAGCUAGGAUGAGCUUCCUUCCACAUUCCUCCUUUGAGACCUGGGCUCUUCUGAUCACGGUUCUCGCUCUCCUGAUAUUAUAUGGGAUCUGGCCAUAUGGUUUAUUUAAGAAACUGGGUAUUCCUGGGCCAACACCCCUGCCUUUCUUUGGGACUGUCUUCAAAUAUAGCAAAGGUUUAGUGGAUUUUGACAAAAACUGCUUUCAGAAAUAUGGGAAAAUCUGGGGGUUUUACGAUGGCAGACAGCCUGUGCUGGCCAUCCUGGAUUCUACACUCAUUAAAACUGUGCUGGUGAAAGAGUGCUACACCACCUUUACCAACCGAAGGAGAUUUGGUCCAACAGGAUUGCUGGAGUCGGCUGUCUCCAUCGCUGAAGAUGAGCAGUGGAAGAGGAUUCGCACUGUGCUCUCUCCAGCCUUCACCAGUGGGAAGCUAAAGAAGAUGUUUCCCAUCAUGAUGCAUUAUGGGAAGGUUUUGGUGAGAAAUGUUCAGAAGCAAGUGGAAAAGGAUGAACCCAUAGCUGUUAAAGAUGUGUUUGGUGCCUACAGCAUGGAUGUUAUCACAAGCACUUCAUUUGGCGUGAAUAUUGACUCCAUGAACAACCCCCAAGACCCAUUUGUGAAGGAGGUUAAGAAACUAGCGAAGUUUGACUUCUCUUUCAUAUUCUUUAUUUCGAUAUAUGUAUUUCCAUUCCUUGCUCCUUUUCUUAAGAUGCUGAAUGUGAGCAUUUUCCCAAAUGAUGCCCUGGAAUUCUUCGCACAGUCAAUCACCAAAAUAAAGGAAAAGCGCAAGAGAGACACACCCACUGACCGAGUGGAUUUCCUGCAGAUGAUGAUUGACUCCCAGAAUUUAAACACCAGUCACAAGAGCGAUGGGUUGGAUCACCCAAAUAAAGUACUGACUGAUGUUGAGAUUCUGGCUCAAGCAAUUAUCUUUAUUCUUGCUGGCUAUGAGACCACCAGCUCCACUCUUAGCUACUUGGUUUACAGUCUAGCUACUCACCCCGAUGUACAGCAGAAGCUUCAGGAGGAGAUAGACUCUGUUCUUCCCAACCAGGCGCCUCUCACGUAUGAUGCCUUGAUGCAGAUGGAGUAUGUUGACAUGACACUGAAUGAAACCCUCAGGCUCUUUCCUAUUGGAGGCCGAAUUGAAAGGGUCUGCAAGAAAGAUGUAGAGAUAAAUGGAGUGACCAUUCGCAAGGGCACUGUGAUUAUGAUCCCAUCCUUCCUUCUACAGCGUAUCCCAGAAUACUGGCCAGAACCAGAGGAGUUCAGACCUGAAAGGUUCAGUAAAGAGAACAAAGAGACUAUGGAUCCUUAUAUGUACCUGCCCUUUGGAGCUGGACCCAGGAACUGCAUUGGGAUGAGAUUUGCUCUCCUCUCCAUGAAAGUUGCUAUCACCAGUCUGCUGCAGAAUUUCACCUUCAGACCCUGCAAAGAAACUCCAAUACCUCUCAAACUACUUUCAAAAGGAUUCAUAACUCCAGUGGAACCUAUUAUUCUGAAGUUAGUCUCCAGAACCACAGAAUUGAAGGAGUAAAAUCCAGUGGUGUUUUAUAGCAGCUCUUCAGAGGCCAAUAGCUGCUGUACCAACGGAUUUACACAUUGUUCUGGGAAGGUGAUGUAGACCCAGAAGAGCUUAAUUCAGAAGACAGUUGCUAAAUAUUCACAGAAAAGCAUGACUAGAGAAACAGACAGAGAAAGUGGGUGAGGUAAGGAACCAUUAGAAUAUGUGCUAACUACUUGUGCUAAACUAUCUGUUCAAUCUUGUAUUUAGCUGUGACACUCUUGAGCACCUUUCCAGGCCUGGAGAGGAGCUCUGUGUAGCUGGAAAGCUUGUCUCUCUCACCAACAGAAGCUGGUCCAAUAAAAGAUAUUACCUCAUCCACUUUUGUCUCUCUACUAUCCUGGGAUCAACAUGGCUACAACUACACUGCAUAUAAAAAGCAUGUUUGUCAGAAAUCCAAUCUGAGUCAUUGGACAGUAAUUAUACAGUAAAUGGCUUUUCUAAUUCUGAUUGUAUGAACUGUAUUUACAAAGUAAAGAUUCCACUAAAGAACAGCUCAUUCACAAAGUUAUCCUCUGCUACCUGGUCUACAGUAUGAAAUUUAAUCAAGUCUGAACAGAGUUGUCAGCAAUUGUGUUAGCUGAAUGGGCUUGGAACACAAUUAGCAGUGAGCGUGGACAAGGGCAAACCAUGCUAAUUAAACUCAAUCACACCUAACGCUUGUUGACAGACAUGACUGCUGGCAACCGUGCUGAGUCAGGCGCUGUUAAAUUUCAGUGCAGGCCAAGUCUGGCUCUCUCUUAGUGGUAUCCCUUCCCAAAAGGGAGAAAAGUACAGUCUCUUUCAAGAUGCAGAAGAGACUUGUUUGAUACCAACAGGAAUCAGUUAUUUUUUUUAUUAUUAUUGAGUGGGAAUAUUGGUGAGGAAAAAUGGGUGCAUGACUAAAUUCCUUUUGAAUAGUGCAAAUAGUUCUUGCCUGGAUACAGUUCAGCAAACAAACUGUUUAGUUAGGCUAUAUUCUGCUAACUAAUCGCCUGUGUAAUGUAUCUAUUGUAUAAAGUGGUAAUUUACAGAGAUGACAGAAAUCAAUAAAAAUAUGUUGAGCAGAG
Messenger RNA from Dermochelys coriacea (leatherback sea turtle), 2738 nucleotides. Its product is annotated as cytochrome P450 3A8-like. Gene Ontology annotation, biological process: steroid metabolic process; oxidative demethylation. NCBI's taxonomy places the organism in Eukaryota, Metazoa, Chordata, Testudines, Dermochelyidae. Bases 133 to 1662 code for a protein of 509 amino acids. Gene Ontology annotation, molecular function: iron ion binding; testosterone 6-beta-hydroxylase activity; oxidoreductase activity, acting on paired donors, with incorporation or reduction of molecular oxygen, reduced flavin or flavoprotein as one donor, and incorporation of one atom of oxygen. The record is from RefSeq and is a predicted model, not a curated record. The transcript has 13 exons.